UCCUAAACGUGGGUGUGUAUAAAAAAUCUAAAAAUUAUAGAAAUAAAAAACAUAAAUUAGCUAAAAAAUAAAUUCUUUAAAAAUAAAAAAUACACAAAUAAUUUGUUAAAUAUUUUACGAAAAUCAAAGUAAUACCCAAGUACAAGUAUGAGUGAUUCUAAUGCUACUACUAGGGUUAGUGGUAAACGUGCCUCCUCAGCCAGCAGUAAAAGUGAAGCUAAAUCAUCAUCACCAUCCACAGGAUUUAGUAGUAAUACCACAGUAGGGACAACGAAGGACUUGAAUCUAUUGGAUUUACCACCAGAAACAAAAAAUCUACAAACUCUAGAUACCACUAAAACAGUCAAUCAGCAACACACUCUUCAGACGUAUACAGCGGAAACGUCAAAUGAUUUUCCAUUUGCUCUACAUUUUUUAGCCAAUUUCCAUCAUAUUUGUGUAUUUACCGCACUGUUGCCGCUGGUAACAUUAUUUACAUGUUUUGUAACCGCUUAUGUCUUCCAAUAUGAUGAAGUACAUGAAACACAUUGUAGGGUUUACAACAUUGUUCCCUCAAUAAGUGCAAUUACCGGCGUUAGUCCACAACGUUAUUUUUGGCGUUUUAGUAUUGCCUUACAUUUGGGUCCACGUUUGCCCAUAGCAUUCAUUUAUAAAAACUACUAUCGCAUUAUGUUGGCCAAAUUACAAAAGGAACGUCCUGAAAAAGUUGGCAAUUCAAUGUAUGUGGUGUAUUUGAUAUUGGUUUUAAAUUGUAUAGAAAUUGCUUCAUUGGGUGGUGUUACCUAUAUUUCAAAUCGAGAAAAUUAUCCCAUUCAUGAAAAGAUCUUUAUUACAUUUAUGAUCUGUUCAUUGUGUCAUAUGUUGGCGACCAUUAAAUUGAAUGACAUCAUACAUGAGGAUCAUACUGAACUAACGCAAUUGCAAAGAGAUUCAAUUAAAUGGAAGAAAAUCUUAUUUGCCAUGUCAAUUCUGAGCACUAUUGGUCUGUUGAUUUUCUUUGCUAAACAUCGUUUCUAUUGUCAUGAUUUAGCUUUCAGUUGGUUUGCAUUCUUUGAAUAUUUAAUUGCCAUUGCCAACAUGUUGUUCCAUUUUACAAUAAUUUGGGAUUUUCCCUUUCAAUAUAUGCUGGUCGUGCAGGGACCACGUGCAAAACUAGAAGAAAUUUUUCGCAAAUCGUUAGCGAAAUUGGACUAAACUCUCAAAAUAAAAUGCUAACAUCAAAACAUAAGGGCUUUAGCAACAAUUUUAACGAUUUAAUUUAAUAAACAAAAGAAAAGUCUUCGAAAAUUUAUAUAAAAAAAAAUUAACACAAAAAUCAUAAAAAACAGCAAAAAUACCAAAAAAACAAAACGUUAAAAGUUUAUUACGCAUAUAAAAUAGCAACUACAAAAAAAAAACAUUUUGAAAAAAAACGCACUUUUUACAACUAUUAUGUAUAUUUUUUACUAAAUUAUUUUGUAAAAAUCUUUUUGAACUUUGUAAUUGUUAUUUUUUCUUCUUUGUAGUAAAAAAAGCGCUUCCAAUUUUUACGCAUUUUGCUUUCGAUUUCGACUUAAAUUUUUCGAAAUUAACUUUAGCUUUUCUAUAUUUUGGUUUUUUUCUAUUUGAAUUUUCCUGAAAUUGUCCUCCUAAUGAAGUAAAAGUUCCUUUUAAAUUAAAAAAUAAUACAACAACAACAAUAUAAACAAACACUUAAGAAAUUAAAUAAUUUUAAUUACAGUAUUAAUAGUUAAAUGUAGACAAUUAUUUAUUGAGAAUAUUUUAUUUAUUUAUUGAUUUUGUUAUUUAUUCUUUUAGUUUUUAACUACUAUUUAUAAUUAGAUUAAAAACUUUAAAUUUAGUAAAUGAGUUGAAAGUUUAAAAAGAACGUGGUUUGAGUUUAAGAAAUUUUGAUCUUAAACUUUACACUUCAAUCUGCUAAAGCCGCCUUCACACGAGCACACAACUAAUAUGAUCUGUCAAAAUUUUGUGUAAAAGAGUACGAAUAGAAACGUCGAAACGCUUUAUGCAAUGAAACCAUUACAUAUUGAAAAAAAUAACGCAUGGCAAAAUUUUAAAGUUGUAUGGCUCUAUUCAUUUUUUGAAAUGAUUCGAAUUAGGGUUCUAUAGUUGAAACGAAAC
This is a messenger RNA of Lucilia cuprina (Australian sheep blowfly), 2121 nucleotides long. RefSeq names its product post-GPI attachment to proteins factor 2-like. The record is from RefSeq and is a predicted model, not a curated record. The coding region runs from base 148 to 1194 and encodes 348 amino acids. Gene Ontology annotation, cellular component: endoplasmic reticulum membrane; Golgi membrane. The transcript has 5 exons. NCBI's taxonomy places the organism in Eukaryota, Metazoa, Arthropoda, Insecta, Diptera, Calliphoridae. Gene Ontology annotation, biological process: GPI anchor biosynthetic process.